Leptosia nina is the source of this 246-nucleotide messenger RNA. The record is from the annotation of a GenBank genome assembly. NCBI's taxonomy places the organism in Eukaryota, Metazoa, Arthropoda, Insecta, Lepidoptera, Pieridae.
AUGAGAAGAAACUCAAGUUGCACAUAUCUAAACUUCCCGUUUCCCGUGAGUUUAUUGCACGGUGGCCCACCGACGACUGGAGCCAAAACGAAGUUCCCUUCAGAAGUUGAGCUUGAAUGGGCCUCUGCUGCGAUUGGUCGGUCCCGUGUGACGUCAUCGCGAAAAUCAUGUGGCCUCAAGAUGGGUGUGUGCGUGAGGCUGAGCCAUGAAUGGGCGCCGGGACCGCGCCCGCGCCGUGCCCCCUGA